Molecule: messenger RNA, 675 nt
Organism: Sitodiplosis mosellana (orange wheat blossom midge)
Lineage: Eukaryota; Metazoa; Arthropoda; Insecta; Diptera; Cecidomyiidae
Product: mitochondrial import inner membrane translocase subunit TIM14
Exons: 3
Coding region: 229-576 (115 amino acids)
Biological process (GO): protein import into mitochondrial matrix
Cellular component (GO): PAM complex, Tim23 associated import motor
Molecular function (GO): ATPase activator activity
Source: RefSeq, a predicted model, not a curated record
UUUUCAAAAUACUCCAUAUAUUUAAUUUGUAAUUGAAUCAUAAUCCGAUGUAAUACUUCAUUGUGAAACUUGAGUGACAUAUGAAAAUAAUUGUCAACAGUUUUGACAUUCAAGCAAAUAAGCACAUCGAAACAUUCGUGUAGUGCACGGAUUCUGGCUUUAAAUAAUUAUAUUCAAUAAUAAUUUAAUACCUUUAAUUACUCGAAGCUUAACAAUUCAAUUGAAAAAAUGUCAAGUGCGAUUGUAGCUGGACUCGGGUUGGCUGCUGUUGGUUUCACUGGUCGUUACUUGUUGCGAAGGGCACCUCAAAUGUCACAGAAAUUUGCUGAAGCUAUGAAAUCUUUCCCUACAGCCGAAACCCUUGCUACGUCAAAGUACUACCGCGGAGGAUUUGAAGCAAAAAUGAACAAAAGAGAAGCAGCUUUAAUAUUAGGAGUCAGCCCAACAGCACCCAAAAAUAAAAUAAAGGAUGCACAUAAAAAAAUUAUGCUCAUUAAUCAUCCGGAUCGUGGUGGCUCGCCAUAUUUAGCAGCCAAAAUUAAUGAAGCUAAAGAUUUGCUAGACUCUCAAAAAUAAUAUUAUAUAAUAAAACUAUUAUAUGUUUGCUAGUGUUGAAAAUAUUGGGUUUUUAAAUAAAGUCCAAAUGUUAACCAAAUGUACAAUACAUAUAUCUUU